This is a messenger RNA of Otolemur garnettii (small-eared galago), 614 nucleotides long. It is a transcript of the gene CST6, whose product is annotated as cystatin E/M. The record is from RefSeq and is a predicted model, not a curated record. Gene Ontology annotation, molecular function: cysteine-type endopeptidase inhibitor activity. The transcript has 3 exons. NCBI's taxonomy places the organism in Eukaryota, Metazoa, Chordata, Mammalia, Primates, Galagidae. The coding region runs from base 68 to 511 and encodes 147 amino acids. Gene Ontology annotation, cellular component: extracellular exosome.
ACAGGUGGGGCGGAGCGGUAGGGAGCCUGUAAAAGGGGCGCAGGCCCAGCGCUGGGCAGUGUUGGCUAUGGCUCGUCCAAGGCUCUCGCUGGCGCUGUGCCUGUCCCUGGUCACGCUCUGCCUCCUGGAGUUGCCCUGCAACUUCCUGGCUCAGGGGGAGCGCCUGGUUGGAGAACGCAUGGACAUGUCGCCCAGUGACCCGGAGGUGCAGAAGGUAACACAGAUGGCUGUGGCCAACUACAACAGGGACAGCAACAGUGUCUACUACUUCCGCGACAUGGAGAUCAUCACGGCGCAGAGGCAGCUGGUGGCUGGCAUCCAGUACUUCCUGACUGUGCUGAUGGGGAGCACAUCCUGCAGGAAGAACAUAGUGACUGAAGACCGCAUUGCCACCUGUCCCCUGGCUGUAGAUGCACAGCAGGAGAAGUUGCGCUGUGACUUUGUGAUCCUGGUGGUUCCCUGGAAGAACACUUCUGAGCUUUUAAAGUCUAAUUGUUCACGUGUGUCAUAGUCCCUGAGGGCAGGGGCCAGUAGGAGCUGGGCAGGGGGACAGCCUUGGUGGAGGGCACUUCAGGUCCAUGAACCACAUCUGUUACAAUAAAUUAUCAGCAAUA